This is a messenger RNA of Alosa sapidissima (American shad), 1945 nucleotides long. It is a transcript of the gene dyrk4, whose product is annotated as dual-specificity tyrosine-(Y)-phosphorylation regulated kinase 4. The coding region runs from base 206 to 1717 and encodes 503 amino acids. NCBI's taxonomy places the organism in Eukaryota, Metazoa, Chordata, Actinopteri, Clupeiformes, Clupeidae. Gene Ontology annotation, molecular function: ATP binding; protein serine/threonine kinase activity; protein serine/threonine/tyrosine kinase activity. The transcript has 14 exons. The record is from RefSeq and is a predicted model, not a curated record. Gene Ontology annotation, cellular component: nucleus. Gene Ontology annotation, biological process: peptidyl-serine phosphorylation; peptidyl-threonine phosphorylation.
ACAGGACUUCCUCAUUCUAAGAACGUUAAGCAGCUGUGCUAACCUGUCAGUGAUGUACUAGUUACUAUCUCACACAGAGUUGCUUUGAUCUGAGCAUCUAUCUCCUGAACUCAUUGGAAUAAAAGAGUCAUAUUUCCUGGAGCGUUUUUCCUGAAAACAAGAAUUGGAUGCCCUUCCACCUUUACACCUCCACCACAUUAACAGCAUGCAGCAGACACCAAACCCCUAUUCCCAGCAAUUGGACACAGUGAUUGGGAUCCUACCUCAAGUGCAGGCCGCAGUGAAGGAGAUGGUGGUGGAUAAUGGGAGGCCUCUCCAUCACUCUGAUGUCAUCUUACCAUACAGUAUCAGUCAAGAAACGCAGAAGAGCUUCUUUACAAAUAAGGAGGGGGACCAAAAGGCUUCACAAACUGCAACUUUUAGUUCCUCCAUAGAGGCUCCUUUAGAUUCUGUAACCAAUGGACGUGUUUUGAAGAAGAAUGAAAAAGAGAGGACAUAUGAAAAACAAAGUCAACCAAUGUCACCCACAGAAACACUGAAACAUUUCCACUGUCAUCUCACAAAGUUUGAACUGAAGGAGAUCAUGGACUAUUCUGAGAUAUGGUACUUGGGUCUGGACACCAAAAAGAUUGAAGGCUUACAUGGGACAUCACUGAAUUCUGGCUAUGAUGAUGGGCAUGGUAAUUACAUUGUGGUUCCACAUGAUCAUAUUGCAUUCCGCUUUGAAGUUCUGGAGAUGAUUGGGAAAGGAUGCUUUGGCCAAGUCUUGAGAUGUCUUGAUCAUAAAACAAAUGAAGUAGUUGCAAUUAAAGUUAUCCGCAACAAGAAAAGAUUUCACCAUCAGGCCUUAGUAGAGUUGAAGAUCCUUGAUGCUUUGAGGAGAAGAGAUGAUGACAACAGCCACAAUGUCAUCCACAUGAAGGAAUACUUCUACUUUCGCAACCACCUCUGCAUUUCAUUUGAGCUGUUGGGAGUGAACCUGUAUGAACUAAUUAAGAAGAAUAAUUUUCAUGGCUUCAGUUUGGCACUGAUUCGUCGCAUAGCUCGCUCCUUACUUAAGUGUCUGCAGAUGUUACAAAGAGAGAAAAUCAUCCACUGUGACCUUAAACCGGAGAACAUCCUUUUGUGUCCAAAGAGCCAGGGAAAUAUUAAAGUGGUUGACUUUGGAUCCAGUUGCUAUGAACAGCAAAGAGUGUACACCUACAUCCAAAGCCGCUUUUACCGCUCCCCGGAAGUGAUCCUUGGGCACCCUUACAGCAUGGCUAUUGAUAUGUGGAGUCUGGGCUGUAUCCUUGCAGAGCUCUAUACUGGUUACCCCCUUUUUCCAGGAGAGAGUGAAAUGGAGCAAAUUGCAUGCAUUGCUGAGGUGUUAGGACUGCCUCCCGAUUACUUUAUACAGACUGCAUCCAGACGGAGAGUAUUCUUUGGUUCCAAGGGAAACCUCAAGAAUAUUACUAACAGCAAGGGGAAAGUACAUCAUCCUAACUCAAAACACCUGGCUAGUGUUUUGAGGACAAAUGAUACUCUUUUCUUGGACUUCCUUAAGGGCUGUCUUAUGUGGGACCCGAGUGAGCGCAUGACACCUGAUGAGGCCAUGCAGCAUGAGUGGAUUCAGGAGAGUUUUCAAAAGACUGGCAUUAAAAUUCAGCCAGACAGAAAACCUGCUGACACACCAGACCAGACCAAGAAAGGCUCAUUCAGGAUGAACUGCGGCUGACUGUGUCUGACUUCAAACGUCAAUGACUGCCAGUGUCAGCCGGGAGGAGCUAGAAAAGACAGCAGCCUGCCUGGACACACCGGCUGCAGUCUACCUAACCUGACUCAGACAUCGUGGGAAAUAAUGCAGAAUUUUGUUUGCAUUGAAUACAGUUUAAAUUCUCUUCCUAUUCAUUAAAAUGAACAUGAUGACUGACAAAAUAAAUUACUAUGAUGAUGUGUUAAUAAA